AUGACCCUAACACUGUACCAAGUGAAAUUGAGUCCGCCAGUUUGCUCUGUCCUCAUGGUCAUCGAAGCGGCGAAUAUACCGGAUGUGAAAUGUAUCGAUGUAGACUUUCCAAAUGGUGACCAUCCCACGGAAGACUAUUUGAAACCGCCGGUCUUCUUUAGAGGUGCAAAGUCAAUUAAGCCAGAAGUGCUGGAAAAGAUUAAAGUAGCAUGUGCGCUUUCUGAAAAAUUCUUAACGGGUCCUUGGAUGGCGGGCGAAGAAAUAAUUUUAGCAGAUAUUUGCUGUAUUUCCUCCAUCAGUUCUUUGAAUGAGAUACCACCAAUCGAUGAAAAAUGUAAACAACCUCACUGCUUGGUUCAAUCGUUG
This is a messenger RNA of Iphiclides podalirius (scarce swallowtail), 366 nucleotides long. The record is from the annotation of a GenBank genome assembly. NCBI's taxonomy places the organism in Eukaryota, Metazoa, Arthropoda, Insecta, Lepidoptera, Papilionidae.